AUGGCCGGAGCGUCGGACCUUGUCGCGCUUGCGCAGGAAUACGGCGUGCACGAACGCGAGGCGAGCCCUGUGGCAGCACUGGACGCGAUUGCAGAUGAAUUGCGGAGUAGCAGGCUUCGCACAGAGCUAGGCAAGACGCAGCUGGCGUCGCUCUGCGUCGAAGUACUGACCGACCACGCGACGUCGACGGCGGCGUUGCGUGUGCUCGCCAACUUGUGCAUUGACCACGAGGCGAAUCGCAAACAUCUCCUUGAGCUGGGCGCGGUCCCGGCGGUGCUGGGCGCAUUGCCAGCAGCCAGCGCAUCGCUGACGCAGGCCGACCGUCAAAGGGCCCUCACGGCGCUCGGCGCGCUGCUCAAUAUUCAGAUGGACUAUGCGCCUGCAAAGAAAGCGAUGCGCGAGGCUCAUGUGCCGCCAAGAGUGUGCACCCUUGCGACGUGCCCGGGACUCUAUGUGUUCGGCGCAUGGAUGCGCCAGUCGGGCGACCUGGAAACGUGGGUCGAGCACCAGACACUCGGCGCAACGGCCGCAGAGUGGGGACUGCGGCUGGUGCACGAUAUCCUCGAGGAGGAUGACGAGCAGGUAGACCAGGAAUGGAUGCCCGACGCAGUCAAGGCGCUCCUGCGCCCUCUGCAGGCGGUCUAUGCGGCGUCUGACGCGGUGAUUCCCCCAGAGACGGUUGCCACCGCCGCAGACCUCGCUGAAAACGAGCUGAGCAUGCUCGAGAGUAUCGCUGUGCUGCUGGAACGCGCCGCGCCCUCGUUCGCAUCGGCAGUCGUCACGCCGGACGACGAGCCGCUGCGCACCUUCGUCCAGAUUGUGACGCACCCGCCGCGCCUCCCUUCCGAUUGGAAAGGGCUGCUAGAGGAGGAGGAGCUGCAGCGCACCGAGGCGGUCCUGGCGCAGCUUCCUGCCGGUGCUGCGCAUGUCAUUGUCGCUGCUGCGGCCGAGGACGCAAACCUCGACAAGCUGUGCCCGUUGCAGGGUGCAUCGAUCGCCCCCAGCUGGUUCGUUGAGGCCCUGGUCGUGGCGGUGCACUCGUCCGAGGCACCGACCGCCUCGUGUGCGAUGCUUGCGCUGGGCAACUUGGCCCGAGAUGCGCCGCGCACUGAGGCGCUUGGAAGCACGCCUGGCCUCCUAGAUGGGGUGGUGCGCCACCUUGCUGCCGACAAUAUCCGCCUCGCGCACGCGGCCGUCGGCCUCUUGAAAAACCUGGCGAUUCCCGUGCCGAACAAGGCGCCGAUCGUCGCUGCGGGCGUAGUGCCGCUGCUCCUUCCCCUCUUGUCGCGCGAGCGCGACAUGGUCCAGCCGCUGCAGCACGGCGUUGUCGGCCUGCUGAAGCACCUGGCCAAUUCGGUGACUGUGCCGCUCGCCGCGCUCGGCCUGCUUGGCGCCUGGCCGAGCGCCGAGUCACCCCUCGAGGCGCUCGAGGCGCUCCGCAUGCGCACCGACCAAGUUUCGCUGCGGUUAGAAAUUGCUCGGAUCUAUGUCUCGCUCAUCCGUACGCUGUGGUCCGCGCGGGCGAACGACGUGCCGCGCCUUGCGGCCGACGCCCAAGCGUCCGAGCAGGAGCUGUCUGGGGCCCUUGAAAAGGCCCGGGCGGAUCUGCAAACCGAGCCCGUCUUUUCCGCGCUGGUCGAUCUGCUGCGUUUUGGGCGAAAAUACGCGGUGCUGGUCAGCGACAGCCUCCUUGCGCUGACCUUGGCGAGCAGCACUUCAAAAGCCGCUGCGGAAAUCGCGCUGCGAUGUGUCACGGUGCACGUCGUUGUGCCUACGGAUGUCGGGCAGGACGCGCCCUUUACGUCCGGUGUCGAGGCGCUGGUCUAUGUGCUCGAAUCGAUGCCGCCGCAGGUGGUGGGCAAUGCCUGCAGUCUGCUUCAAAUUUUGUCGCUCGCCCCCACCAGCGACGAUCGCAGAGUCUUGGCGCAGGCCGUGCAGAUCCCCCUUGAACAGUGCGAAGCGCGGGUGCAGCAGGACGUGGGCCGGGUGGUGGCGCGUGCACGCGAUCUACUUACGCCCAGCGCGGCAGCGUCAGCGCCGUCAACCUAA
This is a messenger RNA of Malassezia japonica, 2049 nucleotides long. RefSeq lists its product as uncharacterized. Lineage: Eukaryota; Fungi; Basidiomycota; Malasseziomycetes; Malasseziales; Malasseziaceae. Gene Ontology annotation, biological process: positive regulation of GTPase activity. The transcript has 3 exons. The coding region runs from base 1 to 2049 and encodes 682 amino acids. Gene Ontology annotation, molecular function: protein binding; guanyl-nucleotide exchange factor activity. Gene Ontology annotation, cellular component: cytosol. The record is from RefSeq and is a predicted model, not a curated record.